This is a messenger RNA of Coregonus clupeaformis (lake whitefish), 862 nucleotides long. RefSeq names its product small integral membrane protein 7 (gene smim7). The record is from RefSeq and is a predicted model, not a curated record. Lineage: Eukaryota; Metazoa; Chordata; Actinopteri; Salmoniformes; Salmonidae. The transcript has 5 exons. The coding region runs from base 85 to 315 and encodes 76 amino acids.
AACACAACCCAGGGUUUCCCUUCAGCCAUUCGACAAUCUUUUGAUGACGUUUACGGAAGUUAAAGCGCCUCUGAUGUGGACAAAAUGAUCGGGGAUCUCUUGAUAUUCGGGACGUUACUCAUGAAUGCUGGUGCUGUGUUAAACUUCAAACUAAAGAGAAAGGAGUCACAUGGAGGAUUUGGAGAUGAACCUCGUGGACCAACUACAGGUGACAACAUCAGGGAGUUCCUCCUGAGUCUACGAUACUUCCGGAUCUUCAUUGCCUUAUGGAACAUCUUCAUGAUGUUUUGCAUGAUUCUAUUGUUUGGAUCGUGAUCAACUUUGUUGUUGGAUUGGGGACCCCUGCAACAUCAAAAAAACACACUAAAUAUUCAAUCUUUUUCGAGUUGAGAUUCUUUGAUGGGUUGCUCAUGUCAGAUCCUGCGACCCACGACCAUUCUUUGCAGUUACCUUGUAUGUAUUUAUAUAUCUCAAUGUCUUGCCUGUACUUUUCAGUAAGAAGAUUAUUCUGCACAAUAUAACACUUAUUCCUACAUGUAGAGAUUUGGACCUCCUUGUUUAUUCAACUUCGAAUAUACGAAACAUUGGAGUCUUGGCUGUUUUCUUCAUACUUUUCAGUUCCUUUCAGGCUUUUACUAUCUUAUUUGAGUUGCUGACCUGUGUUUUAUGGUCCUCAUUUUCUUCUAAAACUUGUGAAUACAAUGAGAAAAUAUGUAAAUCCACAACCAUUUUAGACGUUUGAUGUUUGUCGUACAUAGGCCUUCUGAUGUUACCAGCAGUAAGACUUCAUUUCAUCAUUGCUUUGUUGCAUACUUUUGACUAUAAUCUAGUUCUGUAUAAUAAACCUUUACUCUGAAAUGCA